AUGAAAACGAGCAAGCUCAUCCUCACUUUGCGCAGUGGCUCUAAGCCAGAGACGACCAGUUGUCUUCCCCAUUCUCAGUUGAACCAGCACGGUCCUCCCAAUGUCAUUCAGAAGCUUCACGAGUGGUGCUUUGCUGCCUUGCCCCAUGUCGUCAAUGAACCCAGCGGGAUUUCGGUGCCGGGUGCUCGGGCGCUUGUCCUCCACAAGGAUUGCAAACAGUGCAACCAAAAAGCGUUCAUGAUCAAUCGGGAGUUUGCUCACAUUCAUCCCGCUCCCGACCUUGGAAGUCUUCAUGUUGUUAUGGACGCCAAGGAUGCGGCAGAUGUCAAGGCUGCAGGAUGGGGCGAGGAUCAUUACUUGGUCACACAAGGACGGCUAACUCCAGGAUUUCUCCUGGUGUAUUCUCCCCGAGACGAAAACGAGCUCGAGACUGUCAAGUUCAUUGUGGGUCGCUCCUACGAGUUUGCAACUGGCAAGUCUCUCCCAGCUGAGGCCGUCAACUAA
Molecule: messenger RNA, 504 nt
Organism: Seminavis robusta
Lineage: Eukaryota; Bacillariophyta; Bacillariophyceae; Naviculales; Naviculaceae
Source: the annotation of a GenBank genome assembly